AUGCGUUUCUCCAACUUCGCUCUCGCUGCCUUCUCUUUUGGCUCUGCCAUCGCCGCCCCGGCUGCUCACCAGAACAAUGCUCGUGCCCUCGAGAUUCUCGCCACUGCCACUGCUACUGUCGGCACUGUCCAGAAGACCGUUGACGGUGAACUCAAGUCUAUCACCAGCCUGUUGGACGUCAACGUCAGCCUCAACACUUCUGCUCUGAUCCCCCAGCUCGAGCACGCUCUCCUCAACAUUGCCGGCGAGGUUACCAAGAUCGUUGGCGAUGUCACUCCCCUCGUUACUGAGGAUAUCCCCAAGUUGCUUGACACUGAGCUUAAGGCUGUCCCUGAGCUACUGAACGGCGUGCUCUCCAUCGCUACCGGUGUUAAGGCUACUGCUGAUCAAAUCACCAAGACCGUCCCUGCUGAUGUCCUUAAGGCUGUCCAGCCUGAGCUCCAGCUUGUCCUCUCUACCGUCGAGCCCGUUGCCAAGCCCGUCCUCGGCUUCGCCCUUAAGGUUGUUGGUGGCGUCGUCGGUCCUCUUGCUGAUGAGAUCAACGGCCUUGUUGGUCAGCUCCAGGGUGUUGUUGGCGGCCUUCUCAAGAUCGUCGGUGGCAUCCUCGGCAGCAUUCUAUAA
Molecule: messenger RNA, 621 nt
Organism: Daldinia childiae
Lineage: Eukaryota; Fungi; Ascomycota; Sordariomycetes; Xylariales; Hypoxylaceae
Exons: 3
Coding region: 1-621 (206 amino acids)
Source: RefSeq, a predicted model, not a curated record